This is a messenger RNA of Schistosoma rodhaini, 2675 nucleotides long. Lineage: Eukaryota; Metazoa; Platyhelminthes; Trematoda; Strigeidida; Schistosomatidae. The record is from the annotation of a GenBank genome assembly.
UAUAUAUAUAUACAUAUAUAUAUAUAUAUAGAUGGUUAGAUAGAUCUAUAUGUAAAUUAAAUGAUCACUUACCAUUUAUAACAGUUAAUAUUAGUUCGAAUAAUCAAAAAAAAGAAGAGAAAAGUAAACAACAAAUAUUUUGAUCCAUUAUGAUCCUAUUGAUCAAUAAAUGUAGAUCCAUUAUGAAUGAUCAUUUAUCUAUAUCUAUGAUCUAUUUAUUAUUAUUAUUCAAUUUUAUUAAUGAUGUGAAUGGAUCAUCAAAUCAUGAAGAGAUUGCUGUAGUUAAAUGGAAAUUUAAUGAUUAUGAAGUACAUAUUACUGUUAUGUUAUUUUUAUUAUCAGUAGUAUUUAUUAAAAUAGCCUAUCAUCAUAUACCAUAUAUAUCAUCUUAUAUACCAGAAUCAUUUAUAUUAAUCAUUAUUGGUAUUAUAUUUGGUGCUAUAAUACGUUAUGGUAUUGAUCAAGGUUCAAUUAAAAUUCUAUCAUGGAAAUUUACACCAGAAAUAUUUUUUAAUUAUUUAUUACCUCCUAUUAUAUUAGAAUCAGCAUAUAGUUUAUAUAAUAGAACAUUUAGUGAAUAUCUUGGUACUGUAUUAAUAUUUGCUGUAUUAGGUACAAUAUUUAAUUUUUUAUUAAUUGGUUUUAUUAUGUAUGGUUUAUAUAUUAGUGGGGCAUUAGGUUAUCCACAAAUUACUGUGGAUUUAAGUAGUUUCUUAUUAUUUAGUUCAUUAAUUGUUGCUAUAGAUCCUGUUGCUGUAUUGGCUAUUUUUCAAGAUAUUGGAUUAGAAUUAAAUUUAUAUUAUAUUGUAUUUGGUGAAUCAUUAUUAAAUGAUGCCAUUACAGUUGUAUUAUAUGAAAUAAUGAUUGCAUUCACUGGAAAAGAUAAUAUAACUGGUACACAAAUUGGUAUUGGAAUUGCAUCAUUUUUUACUGUUAGUUUUGGUGGUUUAUUCAUUGGUGUUAUAUUUGGUAUUCUAACAUGUUUAAUUACAAGAAUACGUAGUCAUUUAGCUGUAUUUACAAUAUUAUUAUUAUCUUAUUUUUCUUAUAUUAUGGCUAAUUGUGUUGGUUGGUCUGGUAUUAUUUCAAUGAUUGGUUGUGGUCUUAUACAAACUGCCUAUGCAUUUCAUAAUGUUGAUUCACAAACACGUAUUACAGUACAUAAUUUUAUAAGAGUUAUAUCAGAAAUUAGUGAAUCUGUUAUAUUUUUAUUCUUAGGUAUUGCUGUUAUUGGUGAAACAUUAAAAUGGCAUACUGGUUAUAUAUUAUGGUCAUUAUUAAUCUGUUUACUAACACGUUUUAUUAUUGUUCUUAUUAUGACAUCUAUUGUUAAUCUUAUUAAUAUAGAUGAUAUCAAAAUUACAUUUAAAGAACAAAUUAUAUUAAUUUAUGGAGGGUUACGUGGGGCUGUUGCAUUUUCAUUAGCUAUAUUAAUACCAACUGAUAUUCUAGGUAGUAAUGGUGAAGAAAAUCAAAGUCUCAUAGUAACUACAACAUUAUUUAUUAUUAUAUUUACUGUUGGAUUUAUGGGUAUAACAAUGAAACCAUUAGUGAAAUUAUUAAAAAUACGUAUGGAAAAUAAAAAAAUUUUAAGUUUAUUUCAAUCAUUAAAUAAUAAUAUAUUAGAUGAAUUAUUAGCUGCCAUGGAGAUUAUCAUCAAUUGUAAACGACGUAAUGUAUUAAGAGAUUUUUUUAAAAAUAUUGAUGAAAAAUAUAUAAGAAAAUUAUUACAAAAUAAACCAGAAUAUUAUAAUGAAAAAUUAUUUCAAAUUUAUGAAAAAAUUUCAUUACGUUUACAUUAUGCUGCUAUACGUCCUAAUCAAUCAAAAUGUUUAUUAACUGAUUUACCUGAUACAAUUACAUAUAAAUAUCUUACUAAUCAAUUAUCAAUCAAUAAUGGUAAUAAUAAUAUUAUUAAUAUUAAUAAUAAUAAUACUAAUAAUAGUAAUAAUAAUAAUAAUAGGGAUAGUGAUUAUUCAAUUACUGAUAUAAUCAAUACUUAUCCAAAUGAUUUUAUUGAUGAAAAUGAUGACAAUGAUAUUGAUAAUAAUAAUGAAAAAUCAAAAGAAAAAUUUAAAAAAAUUAAAUGUUUAUUUAAACGUAAAAAAUUUUCUAUUAUUGAUCAACAACAUAUAGAAGAUGGUAAUUUAAUCAAUCAAUCAAUCAAUAACAAUAAUAAUAGUAAUAAUAUUAAUAAUAAUACUAACAAUAUUAAUAAUAAUAAUACUAAUAAUAGUAAUAAUAAUAAUAUUGAUAAUGAUAAUAAUCAACAAAUGAUUAUAUCAAGAAAAUCUAAACGUAAUCCAAUAUUACCAAAUAUAACAGAACAACAAACUGAAUUUAAUAAUCAAUUUAUAAAUAUUUUAUUAGAACGUAAUCGUGAAUUAAUGUUAAAAUUAAAAAAACAAUCAAAAUCAAAAUUAUCUGAAAUUGAUUUACCUGUUGCAUCAUCAUCAUCAUCAUCAUCAUCAUCCUCAGCAGGAGUAGCAGUAACAGGAGGAACAACAAUAGCAUCAUCAUCUUUAAUGCCAUCUAAAUUAUCAGAUAUACAAAUAAAUAAGAAUAUAUUAUCAAGUAAUAUAAAUAAUACUAAAAAUGAUAAACAACAAAUGAAACAAUCACAAUAUAUUACACAAUCUAUUAUACAAGAUAAACGUCAUAAAAAAUCAUUUUAA